AUGUUCUCUAAGAUUUUCAAGGUGUCACGGUAUAAACAUUGUGGUAAAGGAAAGGAUUCAACAGUUGGGCUGAGGUCACUGGAUAAAAGUGUACCACCUAGGUGUCAGUCAAUCAGCGUGCGGCGUACAAGUGUCCCCAGCCUGCCCAGUGUACUAAACGCUGUUUUUAUUGUUUUAGUGGCGGCGGCAGGGGGGGUGGUUAUAAUAAAGGGCUUUGGAAGUGGAGGUGGCUUCGGAGGAGACCGAGGGGGUGGAAGUGAUAUGGUCACGCAAGAAGACACUGUGUUCAUUCAAGGCAUGAACCCCUCAACAACUGAAGAUGAAUUAUGCCAACACUUUGGAGCUAUCGGCAUUAUCAAGACUGAUAAAAAGACUCAACGUCCUAAAGUUUGGAUGUAUAAAGAUAAAGCGACCGGUCAGCCCAAAGGCGAAGCAACCGUGACCUAUGAGGAUUCCAAUGCUGCCUCAUCGGCAAUUCAGUGGUUUGACGGAAAAGAUUUUAACGGAGCAACCAUCAAAGUUUCACUCGCUCAAAGGCAAAAUACUUGGGGCGGCGGUAAAGGUGGUGGCGGCGGCGGUUUUCGAGGUGGACGAGGUGGUGGAGGCGGUGGACGCGGUGGUGGAGGCGGCGGUCGGGGAGGCGGCGGCGGCGGCGGUGGCGGUGGUGGGGGAGGACCUCCUUCUGGAAAUCGCGAUGGUGACUGGAGAUGUUCCAAUACCAGCUGCGGAAACACCAAUUUUUCGUGGAGAAAGAAUUGCAACCGUUGCAAUGAGCCGAAGCCUGGCGGUGGCGGUGGAGGCGGUGGCCCGCCUUCAGGAGGUGGUGGAGGCGGCGGUCGCAGUGGUGGCGGAGGACCUCCGAGAGGUGGAGGUGGUCGCGGUGGACGUGGCGGCGGCGGAUGGGGUGGUGGCGGCGGCGGACGAGGAGACCGCGGUGGUGACCGGGGCGGAGACCGCAGAGGAUACGGCGGCGGCGGCGGUGGCGGCGGUGGUGGUGGUGGGGACCGUGGUAGCGGCGGUGCUAUGAGAGGAGAUGGCGGAGUGUUUCUAAGUGCACCUUGUAAUAUAGUGAACAACGAUUACGGCAGCAGGGAACCUAUGAAGAAUACAAUUUCAUAUAAUAUUUGUCUCAAUAGCAACUUUUUCAGGAAACUGCCAUUGAAGUGGGGCGGAGGUUUACUGUAG
This is a messenger RNA of Diatraea saccharalis (sugarcane borer), 1185 nucleotides long. NCBI's taxonomy places the organism in Eukaryota, Metazoa, Arthropoda, Insecta, Lepidoptera, Crambidae. The record is from the annotation of a GenBank genome assembly.